AAGUAUCCAUGUUCAGACACGCCAUGGGCCCCAUUUAUUUCAAUGGCCCGAGAGUAAUCCGCUGGUGACUGUGGGGGAGAUUUACUUAUGUAGAGAAAGAGUGGGGCAGUUGUCCAUAGCAACCAGAUUACUACUUUUUUAAUUCUUUUGAGGCCUUGUUUGAAAUGAAAGGAGCAAUCUGAUUGGUUGCUAUGGGCAACUGCACCACUCUUCCUCUACACAGGUUUUGAUAAAUCUCCCCCCAAUGUUCUGGUCAUUUCCUGAGCAUAGCUUGCAGAACUUUUCAGAAAGGGACAAUGCUCAGAUGCAUAUGGAAAAUGACCAGAACAUAGUCACUAGCUGACUACACUCAGGUCCUUGCCUGUCCGAGCACCGAUACGUCUGUAUGUCAUUUUGAGAGUUUUCCAACGUAUCCGUGCCUCGGAGGUGCAAAUCGUGAUGUGAACCUAGCCUUACAGCUUAUGAUAGGACUGUAGCUGAUAUCGCCCUUAUCGGAUUGGCUGUGAUGGGCCAGAACCUGAUCCUGAACAUGAAUGACCACGGCUAUGUGGUUUGUGCAUUUAACCGGACGGUUUCCAAAGUGGAUGAGUUUCUGGCCAAUGAAGCUAAGGGCACCAAGGUGGUCGGGGCUCAUUCUUUACAAGAAAUGGUCUCUAAGCUAAAGAAACCCCGGAGGAUCAUGAUGCUGGUGAAGGCCGGGCAGGCGGUGGAUGACUUCAUCAAUAGCCUGGUUCCGUUGCUUUCACCCGGUGACAUCAUCAUCGAUGGCGGCAAUUCAGAGUAUAAUGACAGCACGAGGCGCUGCAAGGAUCUGAAAGCCAAGGGCCUCCGGUUUGUUGGCAGCGGUGUUAGUGGAGGAGAGGAUGGGGCCAGAUACGGACCAUCUCUGAUGCCUGGAGGAGACAGCGAGGCCUGGCCUUAUAUUAAAGACAUUUUCCAGAGCAUCGCAGCUAAGGUUGGGAAGGAACCAUGCUGUGAAUGGGUGGGAGAAGAGGGCUCGGGACAUUUUGUAAAAAUGGUUCACAAUGGAAUAGAGUACGGUGACAUGCAGCUGAUCGCUGAGGCGUACCACCUGAUGAAGGACAUCCUGGGACUGUCACAGGACGAUAUGGCCAAGACCUUUCAGGAGUGGAACAAGACUGAGCUGGACUCUUUCUUGAUUGAGAUCACGGCCGACAUCCUUAAAUUCCGGGACACGGAUGGAUCUCCCCUGCUACCUAAGAUUCAGGACACCGCAGGGCAGAAGGGCACAGGAAAGUGGACCGCCAUCUCUGCUCUGGAUUUCGGGGUCCCUGUUACUCUCAUCGGUGAAGCCGUGUUUGCACGUUGCUUGUCGUCCCUGAAGAGUGAAAGGGUUGUGGCGAGCAAGCAGCUUCAAGGACCAAAACAGGCUCCAUUUAAAGGAGACAAGAAGGCGUUCCUGGAGGACAUCCGCAAAGCUUUGUAUGCAUCCAAGAUCAUUUCUUACGCACAAGGAUUCAUCCUGUUUCGUCAAGCAGCAAAGGAGUUUGGUUGGAAGUUAAACUAUGGAGGAAUUGCAAUGAUGUGGAGGGGUGGCUGCAUCAUCCGCAGUGUGUUCUUGGGCAAAAUCAAAGAAGCCUUUGACCGAAAUCCAGAUCUUCAAAACCUGCUGCUGGACGAUUUCUUUAAAAAAGAGAUGCAUAAUUGUCAGGAGUCCUGGCGCCGGGUGGUGAGCACCGGGGUGCAGCAGGGCAUCCCUAUGCCAUGCUUCACUACAGCACUGUCUUUCUAUGAUGGCUACAGACAUGAAAUGUUACCAGCAAACCUAAUCCAGGCCCAGAGAGAUUACUUUGGCGCUCACACCUAUGAGCUCCUGAGCAAGCCCGGACAUUUUGUCCACACUAACUGGACCGGUCACGGGGGCAACGUGUCUUCCUCAUCCUACAACGUGUAAAAAUGCACUUACCCGGUCUUAGAGCUGUAGAGAUUUACCUGGACCCAUCGUAGUCCCUGUCCUUAUGUGUUGUACAUGUGUGCAUUUUUUUUUUUUUUCUAAUCUCUUUAGUAUGAGAAUAAAUGGUUUUUAUAUG
Hyla sarda is the source of this 2051-nucleotide messenger RNA. It is a transcript of the gene PGD, whose product is annotated as phosphogluconate dehydrogenase. NCBI's taxonomy places the organism in Eukaryota, Metazoa, Chordata, Amphibia, Anura, Hylidae. The transcript has 13 exons. The record is from RefSeq and is a predicted model, not a curated record. The coding region runs from base 506 to 1915 and encodes 469 amino acids. Gene Ontology annotation, molecular function: NADP binding; phosphogluconate dehydrogenase (decarboxylating) activity. Gene Ontology annotation, biological process: pentose-phosphate shunt, oxidative branch; pentose-phosphate shunt. Gene Ontology annotation, cellular component: cytosol.